Molecule: messenger RNA, 930 nt
Organism: Hydatigera taeniaeformis
Lineage: Eukaryota; Metazoa; Platyhelminthes; Cestoda; Cyclophyllidea; Taeniidae
Source: the annotation of a GenBank genome assembly
AUGGAGUGGUUGAUGGGCAAGGCUCGGGGCGUCAGUCGUGGACUGAUAAGUGGUUCAGUGUCAUAUCCGAACUCUGCCACUGCUGUCAUCUCAACUACCACCACACCGACUCCCUCCGAUGUACAUUCUCCCUCUUCGCCUUCCCCGCCCUCACCACCUCCUUACCUCAAACCCUCUUUCCUGCGUCAGCAACUCUCCCUUGCCGCCGCCGGUAACACUCCUGUUGAUUUUCCUUUCCUUGUGGAGCCCGAGCAUCCUUUGGAAGAGGAUGAAUGGAUAGCUGUCCACACAAUUGGUUUAGUUGAGAACCUCUGUAGCAUUUUUGACCCCCUCUACGAGGUUUGUCUGUGUCGUGGAGGUGGGAAUAAUAGCCCCUCUAAAGCUGUCGACGAUGCAAGUUUCGCCGAUUUUUUUACACAAACGAAGAAACCCGUGCGCCAGGUGAUCAGUCUUAUACUUUCUGAGUGUAAUGAUGCGAUACAAUCGGCUCGAAUAUUUCCCGUUAGACAAGGCCAGGCCUUUUCACCCUCCGCUUUGCGCGAAGAGGCUGCUCGCAUUUGCCGCAAAUUGCUUCUCUGCUUGGUGCACAUAUACACUGCUCACGUGAGUCACUUGGAGCAGUUGGAUCUAGUGGCUCACAUGAAUACCAUUGCGAAGCAUUUCUUUGCAUUCACCUCACGAUUCAAUUUGAUUGAUGAAGAUGACAACAGGGCAUUGGCUGCUCUUCAGGGCUUUCAUCGGCGCUUGUUGGAAACACCUGCACCUAAUGUGGUUAUUCCGGUGAAUUUGGUGCCACUAACGUCGACGGCGGCAGUAACUUCCGAUACUAGUGCGGCCCCUCCAUCCCCGAUGUCCUCCAUUGCUCCUGUGCCAUCUAUUUUACCGGUUGUCAUGACCGCUUCAAUGCAAGAGCAGGCUGCCAGUCACUAA